AUGAAAUACUCAGCUCUCGCCCUUGCAGCCACAGCAGCAGCAGCAGCAGAGACGUUGGACCUCCAGAUCGUCUCAGAAAACCACGAUCUUGACGGCAAGGGAAUCGAGGGGUUGCACGAAGGAGCAGGCAUCAGCUACUUUGGAGUCAGUGACUACCUCGGCCCAGAAUUCAACUACGACAAGGACAAGAAGUUGCUCUACCAGUACUUUGGCUCGUACCAGGCCAACGUUGGUUUUUCGUCGAGUUUCUUUGCCGUGGGCCCAGCAGUGACCCCUGGGCAGGUAACUUUCGACGACCAGGGCCGUUUUGACAUUGGCGAGCAGCUUUAUGCCUGUAAAGACUUGAACGAUCCAUAUAACUAUUUUGAGGACCGCUACGGCGUUGUGCGGGAAGCUCCCAACGACAGCUGCGUGAAAAUUGGCCUCAAGCGGGUUCAAAGGGGGUCUUCUGAGUCAAGUUCUGCUUCUGCGUCUGGAACGGUUUCAGGAACGGUUUCAGCGUCUGCUCCUGCGUCGUCUGCGUACUGGAACCCCACAACAAUCACUGACGUCACCACCGUCACGGGCAUCACCACUUAUUGCCCAGAACCUACCACUUUCACCAUCACCACCUGUGUGGAGGAAAACUGUGGGCCCACCACCGUCACGGUGGAGGAGCCUUCGACGGUGACCAUCACAGAAAAGUGUGUAGUUCCAACCGGGGGAGGCGAGCCAACGACGCCGACGACGGUGGCUGGUCCUCUGACGUCGGCGGGAGCUUCGCUGGCGGCGGUUUCGUCGUGGGAGGCUGGCGCGGUGAAAAACGCUGCUGGCGUUGUUGCUGGCGUUGCUGGGCUUGCCGUGUUGAUUUAG
Molecule: messenger RNA, 852 nt
Organism: Candidozyma auris
Lineage: Eukaryota; Fungi; Ascomycota; Pichiomycetes; Serinales; Metschnikowiaceae
Exons: 1
Coding region: 1-852 (283 amino acids)
Source: RefSeq, a predicted model, not a curated record